AUGGAUUUGGCCACCACUGGAAUGUUUGCCGGUUACAACGAGUCACAAAAACGUUUUGACCCGAACAUCUUGAGCCAACCGGAAAUGUGUACCAACGCUCUCAAUCGUCUCAUAAUGGAAACAGAAGAAGAAGAUUAUCCACGUAUUACCGAAAUGUCCUUCCUAAGCAUUCCUCGUGAUAUAUUUACUCGAGGACAAAAAACUAUCCAGAGCUUAUGUCAAGAGGCUCCAGAUAAGUCAUUUGUUCUUCGGCUGGCUGCAAAUGUUCGAACAUGUCAGGUAAACCCUGAUCUGGGCGAAUUCCAAUGGAAAAUGUACCAGAAUGUCACAGCCAGCGAUAGUGGAGGUAUGCUUAAUCUAUUACUCUUGCAGUUUUCAAAAUUUUGAUU
Cylicostephanus goldi is the source of this 389-nucleotide messenger RNA. NCBI's taxonomy places the organism in Eukaryota, Metazoa, Nematoda, Chromadorea, Rhabditida, Strongylidae. The record is from the annotation of a GenBank genome assembly.